AUCAUGGUUUCGCCUUGUGCACCUAAUGAGAAAUCAUAUAAAAUAACCAAUCGUGCUAAUGAGUACUUUGAAAAAGGACUUUAUUCAGAUGCUAUUGCAGAAUACACAAAGGCACUUAAGCUUUGCAAGCUAUUUACAACUCAAUGAGUAUGAAAAUGCCAAAGAAGACGCAUCUCGAGCAAUGGCAAUUGCUCGGCAUUGGGCAAAAGUAUUUAAAGUACGGACAAGUACUCUUAAAACUAUCAAAAUAUGAUGAAGCCAUCGAAUACUUUAGACAAGCGUCCACUUUAGAUCCUGAAAAUAGCAAGAAUAUAUCGCUGUUUAUUACAAAAGCCCUGAUUGAUAAAGAUAAUGAUGCAAUGGGUAUCAAGAUACUCCAAUUGGUUACAGGAAAAGACAUUGCAGUAGAUAAAAAUAUGCUGAAUCCUAUUCAAAAUAAAUUAUAUGAAUUUGCUUCACACAUGAAGAACAUCAUUCAUGUCAUUGUAGAUAUUAAAUCAAAACAAUGUAUUCUUGUAGACCCUUGCUGGGAUAUAGAUGGUAUCUUGAAGUAUGUCCAUGAUCAAGGCUACACUAUCGUUGCUACCGUUGUUACUCAUUAUCACUUUGACCAUGUUGGUGGAUCUCCACCUGCCCCAUAUGAUGCAUUUUUACCCAUUAAAAUCUCGGGCCUAUCUCACCUGUUGAAGAAACUGCCUCAUAUUAAGGCAUAUAUUCAUCCUCUUGAUAUUCCUUACAUCCACGGUAUACAAAUGAAUCGACUUGUUCCUACCUGUACUACAGCCAUUACGUCUGAACUAAAGGUCGGACACAUCCAUAUUCGUUUUCUUCAUACACCUGGUCACACUCCUGGGUCGCAGUCGCUCCUGAUCAAUCAAUCACGCUUGAUGGCCGGUGAUACUUUAUUAUGCUGCGGACACUGCGGUCGAACUGAUUUACCUGGAGGAGAUCGGAAAGCAAUGGAACAUACCUUACGACAUAUCCUUGGAUCCUUGGAUGACCGUAUCGUAGUUUAUCCUGGCCAUGACUACGGUACGACUUGGUCUACUAUUGGUAUCGAAAGAGAAAAUGGUUGUCUAGGAGAUGACUUGGUAGGAUUUGGUAUGCGAUAAGCCACACAAAAAGUCAUAAUGAAACCCUGCACUACGCAAACACCAUUUAGAGGCUAAAAAAAUAAACUAAAAUAUAAAGAGUAUAAAAUAUUUCUUUCUUUUUUUUUUCCUUCUUUUUCAAACUUUAGAGAAAAAAAAUGUCCUCAGCACCAGACGCAACAGAUGAAAAUGUC
Molecule: messenger RNA, 1285 nt
Organism: Rhizopus microsporus ATCC 52813
Lineage: Eukaryota; Fungi; Mucoromycota; Mucoromycetes; Mucorales; Rhizopodaceae
Product: Metallo-hydrolase/oxidoreductase
Exons: 5
Coding region: 144-1112 (322 amino acids)
Molecular function (GO): protein binding
Source: RefSeq, a predicted model, not a curated record